GCCAUGAGCGACAAGGGGGAGCUCGACCUGACCGGCGCCAAGCAGAACACCGGCAUGUGGCUGGUCAAGGUCCCGAAAUACUUGUCUCAGCAGUGGAAUAAAGCUUCAGGGAGGGGCGAAGUAGGGAAGCUGCGCAUCAGCAAAAAUCAAGGAAGAACAGAAGUAUCUUUCACUUUGAACGAAGAUCUUGCAAACAUCGAUGAUAUUGGUGGGAAGCCGACUUCUGUCAGCGCGCCCAGAGAACACCCGUUUCUUUUGCAAAACGUAGGAGGACAAACUUUAACUGUGUUUACAGAGAGCUCCGUAGAGUACCAGACAGAUGAAAAAUCGGAGAGCAGCAAUACUGAGAAACUGUCUUUGGAAGGAAUCGUGGUCCAGCGUGCAGAGUGCCGGCCUGCAGCCAGUGAAAACUAUAUGAAACUGAAAAGGUUGCAAAUAGAAGAAUCUUCCAAACCUGUAAGCUGGACCAAGCAGCUGGAUAAAGCUGUAACCACCAAUUACAAACCUGUGGCUAACCAUCAGUAUAAUAUUGAGUAUGAAAAGAAGAAGAAAGAAGAUGGGAAACGGGCCCGAGCUGAGAAGCAGCAAGUGUUGGACAUGCUUUUUUCAGCUUUUGAAAAACACCAAUAUUACAAUAUUAAAGAUUUGGUGGACAUCACCAAACAACCAGUGAUCUACUUGAAAGAAAUCUUAAGAGAAAUAGGCAUCUACAAUGUUAAGGGGACGCACAAGAACACGUGGGAGCUGAAGCCAGAAUAUAGACAUUACCAGGGUGAAGAUAAGAGUGACUAACAGGACGGCGCAGCCAG
Messenger RNA from Euleptes europaea (tarantolino), 809 nucleotides. RefSeq names its product general transcription factor IIF subunit 2 (gene GTF2F2). Lineage: Eukaryota; Metazoa; Chordata; Lepidosauria; Squamata; Sphaerodactylidae. Gene Ontology annotation, cellular component: transcription factor TFIIF complex. Gene Ontology annotation, biological process: transcription initiation at RNA polymerase II promoter; transcription by RNA polymerase II. The coding region runs from base 4 to 792 and encodes 262 amino acids. The record is from RefSeq and is a predicted model, not a curated record. The transcript is spliced from 9 exons.